UGCUCAGUCACUGUGUAAGUGUAAGUGGUGAAGCUUUGUGAGACGUCUCUCUGGGGGCACCUGACUUUCUGUGACCCCUGGUGACCCUUGGUGACAUCCAGUGACAUUUGGUGACCUUCACUGAUCUAGAUUGACCUCCAGUGAUGUUUGGUGACCUGCAGUGAUCUCGAAUGACCUCUGGUGGCCUCUGGAGACCCACAUUGACCUUGUUUUCCUGCUGAUACCUGGCAAUCUCUGUUGAGCUUGUCGACCAUUGGUGAACUCUGAUGACCCCCUCGGUGACCCUUGUUGACCUCUGUUAACACCCUGGUGACCUCUGUUGACCUCUGGUACCUCCAUUUACUCCUAGUGACCUCUGUUGACCCUGCAGUCAGUUAAUGGGUGUGGUCAGAGCCCAGAUGGCCCCAGCCCUGGCCAGCGAGGAGGAGGAGGGGGCAGGGCCGGGGGAGGGCCCCAAAGCCACCCAAAACGGCCAAUCCCAGGCGCAGCCCCAGCCCAGACCCCGCCUCCCACCCGGCCACCAAAGCCGAUUCGUCCAGAAAGACGGACACUGCAAUCUGGAGUUCGUGAACAUGGAGGGCAAAGGUCAGCGUUACCUGACAGACAUCUUCACCACCUGUGUGGACAUGCGCUGGCGUUGGAUGUUCCUCCUCUUCUCUGUCUCUUUCCUCAGCUCCUGGUCGCUCUUCGGCCUCACCUAUUGGCUGAUCGCCUCGGCCAAUGGAGACCUGGAAAGCUCUGCGGACCGACCGGGACGUGACCCCUGCUUCCUGCACGUCCGCACUUUCCUGGCCGCUUUCAUGUUCUCUCUGGAGACGCAAACGUCCAUCGGCUAUGGGGUGAGGACGGUCACGGAGUCAUGUCCACCGGCCGUCAUCACCGUGGCUCUGCAGUGCAUUGCUGGCUGUGCUCUGGAUGCCUUCCUAAUCGGGGCCAUCAUGGCUAAGAUGGCUCGGCCCAAAAAACGCAACGAGACGCUCCAGUUCAGCCACCACGCCGUGAUCACCCAGCGGGACAGGAAGCUGUGCCUCAUGUGGCGAGUGGGCAAUUUGAGGAGGAGCCAUUUGGUGGAGGCCCAUGUGCGCGCACAGCUUCUGCGUCCCCGGGUCACCUCGGAAGGCGAAGAUCUCCCGUUGCACCAAGAAGACAUCGACGUGGGUUUCGACCAGGGCACAGAUCGUGUCUUCCUAGUUUCCCCUCUCACCAUCGUACAUGAGAUAGAUGAGGACAGCCCUCUGUAUGAUCUGGGAGCUCGGGAUCUGGAAAUGGCUGAUUUCGAGAUCAUCGUCAUAUUGGAAGGAAUGGUUGAGGCCACGGCUAUGACAACCCAAUGUCGCGGGUCCUACAUUCCAACGGAGAUACUUUGGGGCUUCUGUUUCGAGCCUGUGCUGUUUGAGAAAGAUGGACAUUAUGAGGUUGACUACACCUACUUUGAGAGAGUUUAUCAGGUCCUCAGCACUCCCCUCUGUAGCGCAAGAGAGAUGGCAGAGCGCAAGUAUAUCAAUGAGCAGCCACCCGGAACCUUCUGUUACGAGAACGAGGUGGCUAUUUUGGACCAGGCUGGUCCUGAUUUGCUGGGCGAGGAAACUGCCAUCCAUUGCCCCCAAACUACGCCCAAUCUUGAACCCCAAAACGCCAAUAGUUGGCUUCAACAGGCCCUGACGUGAUUGGCCCCAUGGCAACCCAUCUCUCUCGCACCUCAAUCCAUCCACUGAUCCUCCAAGUCUCCAAUCAUCUCCCUCUCACACCUCAAACCAUCCCCGACUCCCGAAAGUCUUUCUCACUCUCUCACUUUGAAAUGAGAUCUCUUGUUUUGUAUCCCUGUGUGAAAUAAAUGUUUAUUUCUCUCUA
Callorhinchus milii (elephant shark) is the source of this 1851-nucleotide messenger RNA. Its product is annotated as ATP-sensitive inward rectifier potassium channel 14. The transcript is spliced from 2 exons. The record is from RefSeq and is a predicted model, not a curated record. NCBI's taxonomy places the organism in Eukaryota, Metazoa, Chordata, Chondrichthyes, Chimaeriformes, Callorhinchidae. Gene Ontology annotation, molecular function: inward rectifier potassium channel activity. Gene Ontology annotation, cellular component: plasma membrane. The coding region runs from base 378 to 1667 and encodes 429 amino acids. Gene Ontology annotation, biological process: potassium ion import across plasma membrane; regulation of monoatomic ion transmembrane transport.